Impatiens glandulifera is the source of this 1510-nucleotide messenger RNA. RefSeq names its product pre-mRNA-splicing factor syf2. The record is from RefSeq and is a predicted model, not a curated record. Gene Ontology annotation, cellular component: Prp19 complex; catalytic step 2 spliceosome; post-mRNA release spliceosomal complex. NCBI's taxonomy places the organism in Eukaryota, Viridiplantae, Streptophyta, Magnoliopsida, Ericales, Balsaminaceae. The transcript has 7 exons. Bases 222 to 1289 code for a protein of 355 amino acids.
UUUUCCUCCCACACAAAAUAAAAAUAACCUAAUUGGAUUUUGGGUGGAACCCUUACCCCCAAUUCUCCGUCCGGCAAGAUCCCUCAGCCUCUCUCAAGAUAAGAGAGAGAAGAACCCUAGAACGAAGGCGGAGAGGACAGUGACACCAGAUUAUCAUAACCCUCGUUCUUUCUUACCAUUACCGAGGUCGGCACCAUCACAGUUGAACAGAGGUUGAAAAGAUGGCAUCGAACAUAAUUGUGCAGCCAGUAUGCAGAAACGCGUCGAAUCCUUAUCAUAAAUGUAAUGAGUAUUGUUCCAGAGUAAUUGAUGAAGCUAAGGCAUUGUUGGAGAAGGAUCAACAAGAGAUUGAAAAGAAGGCUGCAAACAGAAUUGUGCACCCUGAAUGUAGAAACGCAUCGAAUGCUUAUCAUGAAUGUACUGAGUACUGUUUUAGAGUAAUUGCUGAAACUAAGGCAGUUGAGGUGAAGGAUCAACAAGGAGUAGUUUCAAUCGAUGGUGGGGAUAUUGAGAAGAAUACAUCUGAUGUUGCUGCCAGGCAGAAAGAAGAUCUGCAUGACGAAAUAGAUGACCUUGAAGACCAUCAUGAUCAAAACAAUGAAUCCAUGGAGGAUAAAACAGAAGUUGACUUCACAAACCUCACUGGGAGAAAGAAGAAACUGUUCGAGUUAAGGCUAAAGAUGAAUGAGGCAAGAAAAGCAAAUCAAAAUGCUAUGGUAGCUGAAAAGAAAAGAAUUGAAGCUCCAACAGAAUCUAGAGGCAUUUCGAAAGAGAAAUGGUAUGAGGACAGAAAGAAAAAAAUUGGCAAGCUUCUGGAUGCAAAUGGUCUGGAUAUGAAAGAAGCAUUCAUGUUAGAUACCCAAGAAGCUGCUGAGGCGAAAUACAAGAAACGGGAUAAAAAUCCUGCUCCGUUUGGCUGGGAUGUUUUUAACCAGAGGACAUUAUAUAAUGCGCACAAGAAGCGGGCACAGAAGGUGGAUAUUGACCUCGAGGAAUAUAAUAGGAAUAAAGAGAGUGAUCCGGAGUUCUAUCGUGAAGCUUCAAGCUUACAGUAUGGAAAGGCACCGAAGAUUUCAGAGGAUAGGAUAGAAAAGAUGGCGAAGGAGCUAAAGGAUAGAGAUAAUAAUCGAACUUCGUUUAGCAGAAGGAGAAAGCACCAUGAUGAGAAAGAUGUUGACUCGAUCAAUGACAGGAAUGAGCAUUUCAAUAAGAAGAUUGAAAGGGCGUUUGGGAAAUACACUUUGGAAAUUAAGAACAAUCUUGAACGAGGAACUGCUUUGCCCGACUAACUGAUGACUGACAAUUGUGAAGGGAGAAAAAAUGAAUCUCUGUUUCUUGUCUUAAAUGAUGAAUCUCUUCCUUGUUUGCACUUAAUGUAUCCUUUUUAUUGCUUGUUUUUGUUAACUGAAUAGAUUUUUGUUCUAUUUCUAUUAUGGGUUUAUAUGUAAUGUGAUUCAGAGUAUUAAAAAAUCUACAUAGGUUUGAUAGUAAUAUUUUUGUGCUUUUGGUA